This is a messenger RNA of Fragaria vesca subsp. vesca, 1955 nucleotides long. RefSeq lists its product as uncharacterized. The record is from RefSeq and is a predicted model, not a curated record. Bases 1 to 1839 code for a protein of 612 amino acids. The transcript has 7 exons. NCBI's taxonomy places the organism in Eukaryota, Viridiplantae, Streptophyta, Magnoliopsida, Rosales, Rosaceae.
AUGGCCCAAGCGGCGAGGCUCAGCCUCCGAUUGCAGAAAGAGCUCAAGCUCCUCCUCACCGACCCUCCUCCCGGCGCCUCCUUCCCUCUCCUCUCAUCCUCCUCCUCCUUAUCCUCCAUCCUCGCCCAGAUUCAAGGCCCGGAAGGAACUGUCUACGCCGGUGGGCUGUUCAACAUCAAGAUUGAGAUACCGGAUAGGUAUCCGUUUCAGCCUCCAAGUGUGACAUUUGCGACGCCGAUUUACCACCCGAAUAUCGACACCGGUGGCAGGAUUUGCCUUGACAUUCUCAACCUCCCUCCAAAGGGAGCGUGGCAGCCGUCGUUGAACAUUUCGACUGUGCUUACUAGCAUUGGUUUGUUGUUGAGUGAGCCGAAUCCUGAUGAUGGGCUUAUGUGUGAAGCGAGUAGGGAGUUCAAAUACAAUAGACAAGCUUUUGAUCAGAAAGCUCGGUCUAUGACUGAGAAGUAUGCCCAGGCUGGAGCUAAUGGGAGUAGUGUUUGUGACGGCCAAUUUGAAAGCCUAGCAAGUCUAAACUCGCUGGAGGUGGAUACGACAGGGCAUGAGUCGAAACAUCCAGCAAAUGAGUCUGUUGUGCAGCUGGAGGUUAAAACAUCUAGCCACGGCUUAAAACAUGAUGCAAAUUUGUCUGUUACAAGUCACAAGAAGUUAAUUGGGAUGAGUAGGAAGCUGUCGCUUGAGUCUUCAGUCCCAGCUUGGGAAAGAGAUGCUCAUAAGGAAGUGCCUAAAGACCAGAUGGAAGUUGAAGGAUCAGAAAAGUUGCUGAAAGAUAAUCCUAAUAAGUGCACUCUAAGUCAGGAGAAGCUAUGUGGGAGCAGACGGAAGUUGUCACUAGGAUCUUUUAGCCAAUCCCAGGAGAAAAGUGACCAUGGCAUUGAGAAUAAUCCUAGUAAGUGCAAUCUAAGUCAGGAGGAGCUAUGUGGGAGCAGAAGGAAGUUAUCACUAGGAUCUUUCAGCCAAUCCCAGGAGAAAAGUGACAAUGACAUUGGGAAGGUGGAUCACUGUUCAUCUGUUGAACAACAGAACGUUCCUAUGCCAUCUUCCGGAAAAUAUCUGCCACUAUCAGGAAAUGCUUACAAGCAAGGGCUUCAUCCGAGUCAAGAUAGUAAAUUGGUAGAUGACAACAUAAACAAGGGAUCAAAGAGGCUGAGGUUUGGGAACAAGCAAUCAUUGGGUUCAUUGAGCACAAAUCAAAUGAUUAGUGAAAAGACAGAUGAAAUGAUUGUUACCCCUCAACUGCCGCCUUCUCAACCCCAUACCAAUGUGUUAUCUGAGCCUUUGCCAGCAGCCCCAGCUCUUGACAGAGUCAAACGGCAACCAAAUACACAUACGAUUGAUGGAAUGGGAAAUGCCACUAGCGACGCUAGUCGCAAGAGGCUUUGUUUAACUGGCAAGAAGCUUUCACUUGGAUUUAGAGGCUCAUUGCAGGCACAGGGAAAGGAUAACAAGGAGAAUGUCGUGCCACAUAUGAGCGAGUUUAAUGGCAUUGGAUCAAAGAAUGGUGGUGAAAAUGCCACCCAUAAGAAACUUGGGAUUGCACACUUGGAAGAGAACAACAGCAAUAUGCAUCUCUCUUCAAAUCCAUCCAAGUCCCUUCCUAAGCAACACCAGGACUUCAGGGCAGCUGAGAAGCAGCAUCAAGACUACACUGACACUACCGCAACAACUAAGCAAAAGAAAGCCGAAGAACCAUCAAUACUUGAGUCAGAGUCAGUAAUUGUGUUGGACAGUGAAGACAGCGAGGAAGAAAAUAGCAGUCGUGUGAAAUCUAAACCAGUGCUAGCUCGAAAGCGCCUGGGAAGGUGGAGAGUAAGAACAUGAAAACCAAAAGACUUCCGUCCGAAUUAAUCUUAUAUGGUGUAAAAAGUGUUAGCCUAUCCUUCAAUAACUUUGUGCUAAUGAUUCUCAGUAUGCUUGAUAAUGUUUUAUAUAUGGAG